AACGUCCUGCCCCGCCGGAAGUGAAGGUGCGGGGUUCGGCCGCGGGCUCUGAGCGGGUGAGGCGCGCGCAAAUACCGGCGCCGAGAAUUGGUGGGGGCGGGUCGGGGACGCCACAUCUGGGGCCAUUUGAGGGAUCUCCUGGGGUCCGAAGGGCGUUUAUCAGGCGCCCCUGCCCGAUGGCAGCAGUAGUUCUAGGGGGAGACAUCAUGGGUCCUGAACGUAUCUUCCCCAAUCAGACUGAAGAACUCGGGCCACACCAGGGCCCUACAGAAGGCACUGGGGAUUGGAGCAGUGAGGAGCCAGAGGAAGAGCAAGAGGAAACAGGAACAGGCCCAGCUGGCUACUCCUACCAGCCCCUGAACCAAGAUCCUGAACAAGAGGAGGUGGAGCUGGCACCAGUGGGAGAUGGAGAAGAUGUAGUUGCUGAUAUCCAGGAUCGAAUCCAGGCCUUGGGGCUUCAUUUGCCAGACCCCCCAUUAGAAAGUGAGGAUGAAGAUGAAGAGGGAGCUACAGCAUUGAGCAACCACAGCUCUAUUCCCAUGGACCCAGAACACGUAGAGCUGGUGAAAAGGACCAUGGCUGGAGUAAGCCUGCCCGCACCAGGGGUUCCUGCCUGGGCUCGGGAGAUAUCAGAUGCCCAGUGGGAAGAUGUGGUACAGAAGGCCCUCCAAGCCCGGCAGGCCACCCCUGCCUGGAAGUGACCACCCUGAGGGCUGCCUUAUCUCCCUGCAUUCAAGGCCAGAACCAGCACAGGACUGAACGCAUCCUGGUUGUAGUGUCCAUCUCCAUCCUCCCCACCUCCCUCUCCACAUCAAGGCAAAUCAGACGUCUUCUCAGAGACCCACUUUAUUCAGUUCUGUACAUAUGGGGACAUCCACCCAGGCCCAACCCACCUUAGCAUGUAUCACUCUGUGGAGAAUAAAGCACCCUAUGUACACA
Messenger RNA from Phacochoerus africanus (Common warthog), 939 nucleotides. It is a transcript of the gene MEA1, whose product is annotated as male-enhanced antigen 1. The transcript has 4 exons. The record is from RefSeq and is a predicted model, not a curated record. Gene Ontology annotation, biological process: spermatogenesis. NCBI's taxonomy places the organism in Eukaryota, Metazoa, Chordata, Mammalia, Artiodactyla, Suidae. Bases 177 to 701 code for a protein of 174 amino acids.